AUGGCACAUGCUCCACAGCAGCAAGUUAUCGUUCAAGACCCCAAGAUUCUCCAGGCUAUGAAUGCAACAGGAAUGAGCGCCGCAGCCACUGCAGCCACACUGGCGUUGCCCACAGGUGUCGGGCCCUACCAGCAGAUCAUUACAAGUCAAGGUCAGAUCCUGCAGGUGGUGCGUGCGGCUAACGGGGCGCAGUACAUCAUCCAGCCCCAGCAGCAGCUGGUGGUCCAGCAGCAGGUCCUGCCCCAGAUGCAGCCGGGCGGCGUCCAAGCUCCCGUCAUACAACAGGUCCUCGCGCCAUUACAGGGCGGCAUCCCCCAGCAAACAGGAGUCAUCAUUCAGCCCCAGCAGAUAGUCCUCGCUGGAAACAAAGUUCCACAGAAUGCACAAGUGAUGCAGACGGCGACGAUGGCAGCGCAGCAGACUGCGCAGGCAGCUGCAGCAGCACAGGUGCAGGCCGUGCAGCAGCAGCAGCUCCAGCAGGUGGCGCCACAACAACAACAGCAGCAGCAGCAGCAGCCUCAGCAGCAGCAGCCUCCCAUGAUGUUGCAGGUGGACGGGGCGGGGGACACCUCCUCAGAGGAGGAGGACGAGGAGGAGGAGGAGUACGACGAGGACGAAGAUGAGGACAAGGACAAAGAUGGCGGGGAGGAUGGCCAGGUGGAGGAGGAACCCUUGAACAGCGAAGAUGAUGUCAGCGAUGAAGAAGACCAGGAGCUUUUCGAUACAGAGAAUGUAGUAGUUUGCCAAUAUGACAAGAUCCACAGAAGCAAGAACAAGUGGAAGUUCACCCUGAAAGACGGCAUCAUGAAUCUGAAUGGGAGGGACUACGUCUUCUCCAAAGCCAUAGGGGAUGCGGAGUGGUAAGCACAGCGCCGCACCAACCCUGGUGGACCCCAUUUCUCGAAAGUGUCGUUGCUAUCCACUUAGCAACUUACUCGGUUUCAACGCAAUUUCCCAUUGGCAACCUACGAGGUUGCUAACUUAGCAAUGAUGCUGUCGAGAAAUGCAUCCCUGAAGAGGACAGAAGAGGAAGGCAAACGAGUGGGGAAACAAAAGUGCGAAAACAAACUGGACAGCCAUACUGGGACUGUCAUUUUAAGACCCAUCACACCUGUGGGGACUUUAUGCAUUUCAAUUGGUGUGUGAUGGGCAGACGUGUGGGAAUACAAUGACGCCCCUUUAAAACCAAGAAGAGAAAAUUGAGUUGUAAAAAAAAACACUUAAUCACACACACACACACACACACACACACACACACACACACACACACACGCUGCCAGUGACAGGCAGUAGAUCGCUAACCGAUUACAUCAAGAUUUACAACCAAGGUUAAGAAAAGAAAAUCUGUAUCAUCACCCGGAUCACCGUCAAAACAAAAUCCAUCCAAGAACAACAAAAGCAGAAAGCGUCUAUGGACAGCGGACCAUGUUGAAAACUCAUCACCCAUCCAGACAGUUAUCAGUUCCUAUGGGUUGACCAAAAUAAAUAAGGUAUGAAACGCAAAAAUUUUAAAACAAAAAAAAUUAAGUGGGUAAAGGAGAGCAAUUUGAAGUACAUUUACUUCAAAAGUGCCUGUGAAACAAGCACGGAGGUGACCAUAGCCUUUGUUUUGAUUGCACAUUUCUUUUUAUCGGCAUCACAUUAGCACAUUGUGGUACUAGAUUCCCAAUUCCAGUUACUCUCGUUUGUUCUAAUUCCUGCCACUCAGUAAAACGUGCCUAGUCUUGUCCCCGUCCCCAGCCUGAUAAAGCCCCAUGGCCUGCCAUUGGUUAAACAGGAUGGUUGACAAAGGAGAUGGACCUUUUUAAUGUGUGUGUUUUUUUUUUCUUCUUCUUCUUAAAACAAACAAACGAACAAACACUACACACAGUUACCGAAGACCUACCGAAGUGCUAGUCUGAUUUAUUGUAAGCGUUCCAAGAGCAGAAUGUGCAAUGUGGCUAAUUACAAGUAAGAAGAUGCAGAUGGUGCCGUUUUGUUGGCCAGUCUCCAAAAUAUGCCAUUCAGCACCCCACCCCCUCCCCCACCACCUUUGUUUUUAAAGAACAUUAUAUAACCCAAUGUGAAUUUUAGCUGUAUGUUAUUGGCUUCACUUUCAGUUCUGUUUGUGUUUACCCCAACACACACACACACACCGCUGCCACCCCUUCCGCUCUUAAGGUAAUGAUACACUACGCACAUUUUUGGGCGAGGCUUUUGGGAAAUGAUACUGAAAGAUUUUAUUUGGACAGUUGAGCACCACAUCACUUUUAUGUGGAGACCUUGGAUCUGUAGUCAGCAAAAAUAUUGAGAAAUAUUUUCUCAGUCAUUUUAUUGGGAACAGUAGGAUCCAAUCAUGUUGUUGCCCAUCAACACUGCUCGAGAAAAGUUGCCCUGUGUGUCAUCACCUUUUAGAUUGAGUUCAGUGGAGCUGGCGGAGGUGUUUUGUGUUUUGUGCUUGUCCCCAUUCCACACCAUGCUUAGCUUUACCAAGGAGGCUCUAUGAUUCCGUGUUUGUCAGUUCAACUUGCCAUUUUGCUAGCCGGUAACGAUGUCUGUUCAAACUUCCUGACACCUAAUUACUUCCAAAUGUUUAAAGAUGGCACAUGGUGGGGUUUUUUUUCUUCUCUUUUUGUUUUGGCUGUUUUUAUAUUUAUUUCCUGAAAGCUCAGGCACCAUAGUAAUAAUUUGAGGCAGGCAUGGGGUUACUCACUGUACCAAACUGUGCUCUUAAAAAUAAGAAAAAAAAGGAAGUCUUCCUUGCUCCCUUUUUUUUGGCUGGACACCCCCCUCCCCCAUCAUGUGCUCUACUGUUGAUUUCAGUUCAAUCUUGAGCUUUAUUUUUUAAUCAUGCUCCUCCAUUUUUUUCUUUUUUUUUCUUUAAGUGGUUUCCUUAUUUCAUUCUGUUCCCAGUUUUCUAGUCACUGCCGUAGUUCAUGUAAGGUGUGACUGAUUUGCCUAGCUGACUAGGGAAACCCACACUUCCAGAAAAACGGAAAGUCAACUCUGUCCUUUUUUUUUCACCGCCCCCUUUCCCCAAACAGUAAUUUUGUUAAUCUUAUCACCGUGGUCACUAGUUGGACGGAACUGCGGGUCGCAUAUUUGUGACAAUAAAUUCUUCAGAGAGAUUUUAGAAUAGGUGUGCAAAAUAUAUUUAUUUCAGCAUAGACCAGUACUUUUCACUGUCCAUUUUCUUAUUUGUGCCUUUUUUUGAUUUGUUUAUAUCAGCUUUCUGGCAAAUGAAUAAAAUAAAUAAAGGAUGGUAUUUAAUGAUGCAGGUGUUUUAAAGAAGACUGUAUUCUCUGCUUUGUUUUUAUAAUUGUUUAUCUACCACGUUUCAACUGCUGUCUGAAGAACUGUUCUGAGAGGGAAAUAUACUGUUUGUAUUGUUCACAAUACUGUUUUUGAAUCAAGAUUGCUCUUUGUAAAUGACUCGACCAUCUCUUGGAAGGCUGUGCUUUGAAUACCAACAAUUAGAGGAAUUAGUAUUUUGUUGAACUGAAACCCAUUUGAGUUUUUGCCUUUGCUAAACUUUUCAUUAAAGUAAUGUGAGAAAAACGCAUGUAGUCAA
This is a messenger RNA of Engraulis encrasicolus (European anchovy), 3550 nucleotides long. Its product is annotated as transcription initiation factor IIA subunit 1-like. The transcript is spliced from 8 exons. Gene Ontology annotation, cellular component: transcription factor TFIIA complex. NCBI's taxonomy places the organism in Eukaryota, Metazoa, Chordata, Actinopteri, Clupeiformes, Engraulidae. Bases 1 to 864 code for a protein of 287 amino acids. The record is from RefSeq and is a predicted model, not a curated record. Gene Ontology annotation, biological process: transcription initiation at RNA polymerase II promoter; transcription by RNA polymerase II.